AUGGGGCUGUCUCAAAGCUCUUUCCUGCUGGACUCGGGAAAUAACAGCGGAUACCACGUCCAUGGGGUCCAACAGGAUUCCCCUGCUCUGAAGGCUGGACUAGAGCCUUUCUUUGACUUCAUUCUGUCUAUUGGCAACACAAGACUGAAUAAGGAAAGUGACUUACUCAAAGAUCUUCUAAAGGCCAAUGUGGAGAAAGCGGUCAAACUGGAAGUGUACAACUCCAAGUCUCAGAGGGUGAGGGAGCUGGAGGUGACGCCCAGUAACAUGUGGGGGGGUCAGGGCCUGCUGGGGGCCAGUGUCCGCUUCUGCAGCUUCGACGGGGCCAACGAGAACGUGUGGCAUGUCCUGGAUGUGGAGGACAACUCGCCCGCUGCCUUGGCCGGACUCAUUGCUUUUGACGACUACAUUGUGGGAGCUGACCAGGUACUGCAGGAGUCUGAGGAUUUCUACUCUUUGAUUGAAGCCAAUGAAGGAAAACCUCUGAAAUUACUUGUUUACAACAUUCAAACCAACCAAUGCAGAGAAGUGGUGGUGACUCCAAACGGUGCUUGGGGAGGAGAGGGCAGCCUCGGCUGUGGUAUUGGUUACGGCUAUUUGCACCGCAUCCCGACUCUGCCAGUUCUACCGACGUCGGAGGAGGAGCCACAUCUGCAGGAGAAUGACGCUGAGGAGAUAGAGCCUGUUUCUCACGAUCACACUGAGGUGCCUUCUGAAAUCAGCGAAGUCGAAGUAAAACAGAUGAAAGAAGACUUAAACCUACCUCUUCAUACAGAUCAGAACACGACUUCUGAUACGUCCAUCUUGCCUGAAGUGACCAGUCCAGAUUUGUCGGACACGGCGUCCACGGUUCACCUGGGAAACAGCUCCAUGUUUGUAAAUUAUGGAGAUGCCGAUUCCUGCGAUCAGUUAAGCCUCGAAAACUCCUCAUCGGACCCAAGGCCUUCGUCUCCAGAGAAGGACGAGCAGUCGGAGCUGCAGGAGGCGGACGUGGCCUCGGACGUGGAUGAUGCUUCUCUGAGCACAGGAGACGAGCUCUCUGCGCCCACAGUCACUAAAGAGGCUCUGUGUGACCACAGUCUGCCUGACCAGGACCAGGACCAGGACCAGGACCAGGACCAGGACCAUUCUGACCCUCUGACCCCCGAUCAGCCUGAGGAAGACUUGAACCCUGCAGCUUCCAACGAUUAA
This is a messenger RNA of Knipowitschia caucasica, 1191 nucleotides long. The record is from the annotation of a GenBank genome assembly. NCBI's taxonomy places the organism in Eukaryota, Metazoa, Chordata, Actinopteri, Gobiiformes, Gobiidae.